Aegilops tauschii subsp. strangulata is the source of this 1542-nucleotide messenger RNA. NCBI's taxonomy places the organism in Eukaryota, Viridiplantae, Streptophyta, Magnoliopsida, Poales, Poaceae. The record is from RefSeq and is a predicted model, not a curated record.
AUGGCGCCGCUCGCCUGCGCCUGUAGACUGCCUCUUCCUCCGCCCAGCCGUGGCUACAGACCCGUCAAACGAGCUGCUGCACUGCCUCCACUCCCCGUGCAGCACGCCCUCGCCCUGCUGGCCUCUCCCAGGCAGGCCGCCGCUGCCUCGUGCCCCAUCACUGUGGCCACCCGGCUGGUCUCCCUCGCCGGCGAGCCUCCGUGGCUCCUCCUGCAGCGCCGCAGGCAGGUUCCCGUCGCCCCCAAGCUGAAGGCCCGCGCCCCUGCCUUCUCCCUCUCAGCACUGUUCGCGGCGGCCCCCCCCGCCGUCCGCUACAUCUCCCGCGCCGCGCCGGGUCCGACCGUGUGCCGCCUCCCCAUCGCCUCACCGCGCCGCGUGCGGCGCCGCUCGCCUCGCGACCGGCUCGCCUUCGCCGCCUGGCCUCGCGUUCACCUGGCCUCCCGCCGACCCCAUGCCGGCUACCGCCCCGAGCCCGGCGAGCACCCUGUGGCUCUCGUCCGUGUCCGCCUCCUAUGCGCCGACUGCGACCACCCGGUCGGCCUAGCUGGCUGCCGGCCCCCAGCUAGCCCGCUGCCGGCUCCCGCUGUCCUCCUCCGUGGCUCCCCGUCUCCCCCUGCCGCGUUCCAACGCCGGCUCGCCGCCGCAGCCAGACCCGGCUGCGACCGCUCCGCCUUCCCGCACGAGCCGGCUCCGCUGCCCCAUUUCGCCCUGUCCCGCGCGUCGUCCGGCCGCCGGCUCCGCGUGCGCCUCCUCGCCCCGCCCUCGGCUAUGCCCGGCGCGCCUUGGCCGGCUCCCUCUCCCCCACUGAUGUGGCCGGCUGCCCACGCGGGGGCGGGCAAAGAAAAAGAGUUGAGCCGGCUGCCAACAGCCGGCCUAGAGAAAAAGAAGGAAAAUGUUGUUGUGCCCCGCGACGUUGCUCUACCGUCCGUCUGCCGAGCCUGCCUCGCCAGCUGCCCGUCUGCUUCAACUCCGGGCCGACUGGAGGGUCCGUCCGGCUGCCCGUCCGCCUGCUUCGCCACUCGGAUAGCCAGUCGUGACCCGCCCUGCCAGACGCCUCCGCCCGCCCGCGACGCUGCUCCGACUACAGCCCAGCCUGCCCGUUCCAGCGCCCGGCCUACUGUGCCAAGCCGGCCAGGUGGCCGGUCCGCCUCGACACCUAACUGGUCGGGCCCGAUCGGCCGGGACCCCCCUUUGAGCAUCCGGAGGCUCGAAGGCUACCCGCAACGGACUAAUCUUGUCUUUUUGCAUGAUAAUCUCCGUGGGGAACCCCUCCUCGCCCGGAGGCUCGGAGGCUGGUUACAGGCCCGACACCGGCUGCAACUAGCAUUCCCGGCUGCCUCUGCUACAUCGACUGCAAAAACCCUCCGCCCAACUCUUCGAGUCGCCCGGAGGCUACACCCAGUGGGUGCGCUGGCGCGCCCCCCACUAGAAGCAAUCUGCGCCGGCUGCAGCCCGCAGCCGGCGGUCAUCGACAACACCAGUCGGCGGACCUCGCGUCUGCGCCCGACAACACCAGUCGGCGGACUUCGCGUCUACGCCUGA